Molecule: messenger RNA, 1388 nt
Organism: Helianthus annuus (common sunflower)
Lineage: Eukaryota; Viridiplantae; Streptophyta; Magnoliopsida; Asterales; Asteraceae
Exons: 10
Coding region: 180-1280 (366 amino acids)
Cellular component (GO): cytoplasm
Source: RefSeq, a predicted model, not a curated record
GGAUAUCCAACCGCUAAUACAAUUAUAGACAAUAUCACAUGUGGUCAUGAGCUUCUAAGACGUGGAAACAUUAAUCACCGGCAACACAACGCAUUUAUGUGUACGACAAUACUUGUCGUGUUUUUCAUUACGUAUGAUCAACAAUAAAAUCAAAACAACAACAUUGUUUUAGAGGAAAAAUGGCGUUGCAAUUCAGCAGCGCCUGUAACUUUGCUUUGAGCCACCAUAGAAAAGGUGAACGAAUAAGGGCCGUUGCAUCCGACAAGGUGAAAAUCCAAGAAGAUAAUCUUGUGAAAUUGGGUGGUUCUGAUUUGAAGCUCACAAAGCUUGGGAUUGGAGCUUGGUCAUGGGGUGACACUAGUUACUGGAAUGAUUUUGAGUGGGAUGAUAGGAAGAUGAAAGCUUGUAAGAAUGCUUUUGAUGCAAGUAUCGAUAGUGGUAUAACUUGGUUCGAUACUGCUGAGGUUUAUGGAUCGAGGUUCUCAUUCGGUGCUAUAAAUUCUGAAACAUUGCUCGGAAGAUUUAUCAAGGAACGGAAGCAAAAGUAUCCGGAAGAUGAGAUAGCCGUUGCAACUAAAUUCGCCGCAUUGCCAUGGAGGCUUGGGCGCCAAAGCGUCCUCUCAGCCCUUAAGGACUCACUGAGUCGACUCGAGCUUGACUCUGUCGAACUUUAUCAACUCCACUGGCCAGGAAUCUGGGGAAAUGAAGGAUACAUUGAUGGUCUUGGAGAUGCAGUUGAGCAAGGGCUAGUGAAGGCUGUUGGAGUCUCCAACUACAGCGAAAAGCGUCUUCGUGAGGCUUAUAAGCAGUUAAAGAAACGAGGCAUUCCCCUGGCUUCAAAUCAAGUCAAUUACAGUCUCAUAUACAGGAUACCCGAAGAGAACGGUGUGAAGGCCACGUGUGAUGAACUCGGUAUCAGUUUAAUCGCGUAUUCGCCUAUUGCUCAAGGUGUUUUAACCGGAAAGUAUACACCACAGAACAUCCCUACAGGUCCUCGGGGAAACAUUUAUACUGCUGAAUUCUUAACCGAACUGCAACCUCUUUUAAACAGGAUCAAUGAGAUUGGCCAAAACUAUAACAAAACUCCAACACAGGUGGCUCUCAACUGGUUGAUAGCACAAGAUAAUGUGAUCCCUAUUCCAGGAGCCAAAAAUGCGGAACAAGCGAAAGAGUUCGGCGGGGCAUUGGGUUGGAGUCUAACUAGCGAUGAGGUUAACGAGCUUCGUGAUUUGGCUUCAAAAUCAAAACCCGUAAUAGGUUUUCCUGCUGAGAAGUUGUAAACGAGAAAAAUAUAUGUUUUUAUUUCAUUUUGAUCAUACAUUACAUAUGUGUAUAUGUAUAUGAUACAUUAAUGAGGAAAAAAAAAUAGUCUCAAUGUUUACACAAUA